GCGCAUGGCGAGACAACAGCACAUCUGGCUGGCUAAGAGUGACACAGAGUGCCUGGAUACUGUCGAAACAUUUUCACUCAUUUACGUUCGAUUUCAUUCACAUGCAUUGCAUUCUGGAAAGAGACGUUUCUUUUUCCACAUGUGUAACAGGUGGAGAAUAAUGAUGGCGAGUCCCUGUCGAGGGAGAGGGAGAGGAUGAGGGUGGGGGAGAGAGAGAGAGAGAGAGAGAGAGAGAGAGAGAAAGAGAAACGGACUACUCCUGUGUGUGUGAACAGAGUAGUCUCAUCCUUGUAAUGCUCACAGCUAUUCCAACUGAGCUCUAUGUGCAAGAGCUCCCGUGUAUAAAGAGCAUUUUUCUUUGGCGUUCUCUUGAUUUGACUUCGUGUAACUUGCCCAUACUUGCGAAAGCAGCGAUGGAUUUCUUCACCGAGUCCAAUUUCUCCCUAGGAUACAUCAAUGCAUCAUUAGCUGCGGACAGUCCUCCUCACUACAACACCAUCCUGCUGGUCAUCUUUGGCGGCAUCUUCCUGUUUGGCAUCCUGGGCAACAGCAUCGUUAUCUACACCAUCAUGAAGAAAACAAAGUGUCGUGCCAAGCAAACCGUCCCGGACGUCUUUAUCCUCAAUUUGUCGAUUGUGGACGUCCUCUUCCUGCUCGGAAUGCCCUUCCUGAUCCACCAGUUGCUAGGCAACGGCACAUGGCGGUUUGGUGCCACCAUGUGCACGGUCAUCACGGUGCUGGACUCCAACAGUCAGAUCGUGAGCACGUACAUCCUCACGGCCAUGACGCUGGACCGCUACGUGGCCACGGUACAUCCCAUCCGCUUCAACUACAUCCGCACGCCGUGCGUGGCCUGCUUUAUCAUCGCUGUCGUCUGGGCGCUGUCUCUGAUCACCAUCAUCCCCGUGUGGAUGUACGCCGACCUCAUGCCCCUUCCUGGCGGACUGGUGGCCUGUGCAUUGCUCCUGCCCGACCCGGUCACCAACACGUACUGGUUCACGCUGUACCAGUUCUUCUUGGCCUUCGCCAUCCCUCUUGCGAUCAUCUGCAGAGUGUUCUUUAAAAUCCUGCAGCACAUGUCCACCAGUGUGGCCCCGCUACCCCAAAGAAGCCUGAGGGUACGCGUCAGGAAUGUAACGCGAAUGGCGGUGGCCAUCUGCUUGGCUUUUUUCAUUUGCUGGGCCCCCUACUACAUCCUGCAGCUCGUUCACCUGGGCGUGCAGAACCCCAGUAUGGCCUUCUCCUACGCCUACAACAUCGCCAUUAGCAUGGGCUACGCCAACAGCUGCAUCAACCCCUUCCUCUACAUCGUACUUAGCGAGACCUUCAAGAAGCAGUUCGUCAGGGCUGUGCGGCCGGCCAACAGGAAGUUCAACGUCCAUUCCAGCACCACAGAGGGUGACAGUGUGUGUAUGAGGAUGGUGCCCGAAGGUGCUCACCUGGAGCCAGCGCCAAGGGAGAUACCUUCAAGUGUAGAGCCACAGUGAAGCAAAUGUGCUUUCCCUUUGCUUUUUGAACAAAAAUACAAUCUGGAUUAGACAUUAGCCAGGUUAAUCUGCUUUCACGUCUUCAUGCCACAGAAAAGCCAGUGAUCUUGAUGAUCCAUCUGUCGAGUUUCUAUUAUCCUGUUCAAGAUGGGAGAAAGGCAAACAAUUCACUGGGCUGUUAACCAAUGAAUCGCAGGGCACACAGAGAGAAAAGCAACAGUACAAUACAUCUUUAUUGACAUAG
Messenger RNA from Hippocampus comes (tiger tail seahorse), 1731 nucleotides. It is a transcript of the gene mchr1a, whose product is annotated as melanin-concentrating hormone receptor 1a. Lineage: Eukaryota; Metazoa; Chordata; Actinopteri; Syngnathiformes; Syngnathidae. Gene Ontology annotation, molecular function: neuropeptide binding; melanin-concentrating hormone receptor activity. Gene Ontology annotation, cellular component: neuron projection; plasma membrane. The record is from RefSeq and is a predicted model, not a curated record. The transcript has 2 exons. Bases 294 to 1487 code for a protein of 397 amino acids. Gene Ontology annotation, biological process: neuropeptide signaling pathway.